CAAGCCUGGCCCAUAAAUAGGGGUCUCCUCCGUGCUCUCCACUCCUGCCGCACACCUCCCUCCCUCGCCCACACCGCUGGCACCGGGCCCCAGACACCUGCUCUGCUUCGAGAGAAUGGCUGCUCAGCACACUCUGUGGAUGGGGCUGGUCCUGCUGGGGCUGCUGGGCGGCCUGCAGGCAGCAGCCGAGGCCCAGGUCUCCGUGCAGCCCGACUUCCAGCAGGAAAAGUUCCUGGGGCUCUGGUUCAGCGCGGGCCUCGCCUCCAACUCGAGCUGGCUCCGAGAGAAGAAGGCGGCGCUGUCCAUGUGCAAGUCGGUGGUGGCCCCGGCCUCGGAUGGCGGCCUCAACCUGACCUCCACCUUCCUCAGGAAAAACCAGUGCGAGACCCGAACCAUGCUGCUGCAGCCCGCGGAGUCCCUCGGCUCCUACAGCUACCGGAGUCCCCGACGCAGGGGCUUCCUCACCCCUCCUGGGGAAUGGCUCCUGCUGGGAGACCUCUUCACUUCCCGGUUCUGGCAGCGAGUUCUGGGGCUGCACCAAGAAUCCGGUUUUCUGAACCUGGCUCCCCCAGACGUCUGGUUUGGGAGAGUUCACAGGCUGUACUGGGGCAGCACCUACUCGGUGUCAGUGGUGGAGACGGACUACGACCAGUACGCCCUGCUCUACAGCCAGGGCAGCAAGGGCCCCGGCGAGGACUUCCGCAUGGCCACGCUCUACAGCCGAACCCAGACCCCCAGGGCUGAGUUCAAGGAGAAAUUCACUGCCUUCUGCAAGGCCCAGGACUUCACAGAGGAUACCAUUGUCUUCCUGCCCAAGACCGAUAAGUGCAUGACGGAACAAGAAUAGGGCUCAUGGGAGCCAGGGGCAGAGGAAAGCCCCCCUACCCGCACCUGCUCCAUCCAGCCGGAGUGGGGGUGGGCUGGGAAGACCGCAGCCUCCAUCAUGGCCUUCCUCUUGCACCCCCAGGCCUGAAGCUGGAACCCCCGCCAGCCAGGUGACCCCCAAGUUCUGGAUGUCUCUGCUCUGUUCCUUCCCUGAGACCUGCCCCGGCUCCCCACUCAAGUGCCCCCGCUCCCUUGGGCUUCAUUCUGGCUCUAUGCAAUAAACUCUGGAAGCAAGUCA
Messenger RNA from Sapajus apella (tufted capuchin), 1123 nucleotides. It is a transcript of the gene PTGDS, whose product is annotated as prostaglandin D2 synthase. NCBI's taxonomy places the organism in Eukaryota, Metazoa, Chordata, Mammalia, Primates, Cebidae. The record is from RefSeq and is a predicted model, not a curated record. The coding region runs from base 116 to 847 and encodes 243 amino acids. Gene Ontology annotation, molecular function: small molecule binding. The transcript is spliced from 8 exons.